Messenger RNA from Aspergillus aculeatus ATCC 16872, 2268 nucleotides. RefSeq names its product oxysterol-binding protein related protein OSH3. Lineage: Eukaryota; Fungi; Ascomycota; Eurotiomycetes; Eurotiales; Aspergillaceae. Gene Ontology annotation, biological process: exocytosis; piecemeal microautophagy of the nucleus; maintenance of cell polarity. Gene Ontology annotation, molecular function: sterol binding. The annotation marks the transcript as partial. Gene Ontology annotation, cellular component: perinuclear endoplasmic reticulum; plasma membrane; intracellular membrane-bounded organelle. The record is from RefSeq and is a predicted model, not a curated record. The transcript has a single exon.
GGAUGGGCGCGCCGUUUUUUCUCGCUUGACUUCACCUCCUCUACCCUAUCCUACUAUCACGACCGGAACUCGUCCGCCCUGCGCGGCUCUAUACCUCUCAACCUGGCCGCAGUUGCCUGCAACCAGCAGUCGCGCGAGAUCUCGAUCGAUUCAGGUACGGAAGUCUGGCAUCUUCGCGCUAGUAAUGAUCAAGAGUUCGCUGCCUGGAAGCGUGCUUUGGAACGGGCGUCCUCUUCCAAAAGCUCGGCCGAAGACCCCAACCACCCAUCGGAGCCGCUGUUGCGGGUCCCUUCCCAGCGCGUACACGCCAACGCUGCUGAUGAAAGAGAUUGGGAGCAAGUUGAGAGUUUGGUUAGCAAGGUGUCCGGCACGCGUGAUGCUGUCCGGCGCUUGGCUAAGGACACCGAUCCAAAGUAUCUAGGCCUGGACCGGCCCCGCGGCCGCUCUCCGAGCCCUCACCGUACCCCAACCGAUAUGAGUGGAGAAGAGCCCAAUGAUGGCCGAAGGCCGUUCUGGAGGCGCAAGAGCAGUGCCACCGUCCAGCCCACCGUCAAGCGCAGUACCACCAUGAAUUCCAUGUCCUCCCAGCUGGCCAUUCCGGGCGCCUUCGAUUCGUCCUCGGUUCAUGGCGAUCGCAAGCCCGGCAGCAUCGCCAGUCACCCCGACCACAUGGACGAGAUUCACGAGCAUCUGAUGGCCGUCCUACGGGACCUAGACCACGUCGUCAGCGAAUUCUCCAGUCUCAUCGCCGAGACCAAGCAUCGCCGUCGUCAGUCUGGCCGGUCGCUGCAGUCACGGCAUAGCUUUGAAUCCGAUAUGUCGCAAGAGUUCUUCGAUGCUGUGGAUGACGGCCAUACCUCGGCCCUACUCACCAUUCAGGGUGACAACAACAGCGAGGAUGAAGAUUCUCGCGGCGGGAAGACCAAUGGCAACGCCACCUCCUCAACACUGGCCAAGGAAGACGUCGUCGCAGACGAUGCACCCUCAGACAGUGAUGAUGAUGAAACGAUUCCAGAAGAGACAAGCGAUAGCCAUGACCAGUCAUCGCCGCUGUUCCCGGUGCGGCCCAAAUCGCUAACGCCAUUGCCUCUGAAACCGGUGCCGCGGCGUGAGAAUAUCACUGCUCCAACAGUAAUGCCGCCGAGUCUGAUCGGGUUCCUGCGCAAGAAUGUUGGCAAGGAUCUGUCCCAAAUUUCCAUGCCCGUAUCUUCCAAUGAGCCUCUUUCUCUGCUGCAGCGUGCGGCCGAGGUCCUUGAGUACUCAACGCUACUUGACAAAGCUGCCAAUGUCUCUGAUCCAGUGGAGCGGCUUGUAUACGUUACUGCGUUUGCAUUGUCGCCGUUAUCAAGCAAUCGUGUCCGGGAGCGCGCCAUCCGUAAGCCCUUCAACCCUAUGCUCGGCGAGACCUACGAGUUGGUACGUGAGGAUUUGGGAUUUCGAUUCAUCGCCGAGAAAGUCUCCCACCGACCCGUCCAGCUCGCGUACCAGGCUGACGGCCCGGAAUGGAGUCUAACGCAGUCCCCCAUGCCCACCCAGAAAUUCUGGGGGAAAUCUGCCGAGAUCGUGACAGAGGGUCGCAUUCGCCUCACGCUCCAUACCACUGGGGAACACUACAGCUGGGCUUCGGCAACCUCGUUCCUGCGCAACAUUAUUGCUGGUGAGAAGUACGUCGAACCGGUCGGCGAGACCACCGUCGUCAACGAGACGACCGGCCACAAGACAGUAUCAACCUUCAAAGCCGGCGGUAUGUUUUCCGGGCGCAGUGAAGAAGUUAGUACCAAGACCGUUGAUGCCGGCGGCCGUGACCUUGGCCUCGGAUUGACAGGCACAUGGACGACCUCCCUUCAGCUCACCAAAAACGGUUCGCCAACUGGCACAGCAGUCUGGGAUGCGGGCGCGCUCGUCCCCAAUGCCCCUAAGCACUAUGGCUUGACGGCGUUCGCGGCGAGCUUGAAUGAAAUAACCCCGAUUGAGGCGGAACAGCUUCCGGCGACGGAUUCACGGCUGCGACCGGAUCAGCGCGCCCUCGAGGAUGGGGAUGUCGACCGUGCCGAGGAGUUGAAGGUUCAACUUGAGGAAGGGCAACGCGCCCGUCGCCGUGCGAUGGAGUCGGCUGGCGAGCAGUGGACGCCGCGCUGGUUUGCACAGGUGGACAAUGCGCCCGAGGGCGGUGAGGUUACAUGGCGAUUGAAGCCCGGAAAGGAGGGCUACUGGGAAGAAAGGGCCAAGAAAGCCUGGACUGGCGUGGUGCCGGUCUUUGAGGCCUAA